Molecule: messenger RNA, 555 nt
Organism: Peronospora matthiolae
Lineage: Eukaryota; Oomycota; Peronosporomycetes; Peronosporales; Peronosporaceae
Source: the annotation of a GenBank genome assembly
AUGAGCGCCGCUACCGACGAGUUGUUCAACCAAGGUUGGGGCGACGUGCUGAGUAACAUCUCGCCGUAUGCAUGGGGUAAUAUGGGCGUCGCCUUUGGCUUGACCUUUUCCAUUGUUGGAGCCGCUUGGGGUAUCUUCAUCACAGGAUCGAGUCUCCUGGGAGCUGCUGUGAAGGCCCCGCGGGUGCGGUCCAAGAACCUCGUGAGCAUCAUCUUCUGUGAAGCCACUGCGAUCUACGGCGUCAUCAUUGCAAUCAUAUUGCAGAGCAAGAUGAACCAGCCUGGACUGCGCAAUGAGGGAGAUGAAGGGAUCAACGAACACGCGCUGUACUUUGCUGGCUACGCGGUCUUUGGGUCGGGAAUCGCAGUGGGUUUGACGAAUCUUGCUAGCGGGGUCUCCGUCGGUAUCGCUGGUAGCAGCUGCGUACUUGCGGACGCGCAGAACGCAGCGCUAUACGUGACAAUUUUGAUCGUGGAGAUUUUUGCCAGUGCGCUCGGCAUUUUUGGCGUCAUCGUCGGCAUCAUUCUGUCCAACAAUGCAGAGUUUCCCAAGUGA